AGGGAAGGAGGGAGGUCAGGAGGGAGGGCACGAAGGAGGGAAAAAGGAAACCGGGCAGGUGACACCGCGCUGCGUUGCUCGGGCUCGGCGGGCGCGGAGCGGGCGGCAGGAGCGCGGCGGCGAUGCACGUCAAUGGGAAGGUGGCUCUGGUCACCGGCGGGGCGCAGGGCAUCGGCCGGGCCUUCGUCCAGGCGCUGCUGGGCAAGGGCGCCAAGGUAGCCCUGCUGGACCGCAACUCCGAGGCCGGAGAGGAGAGCAAGGCGGCCCUGGACGAGCAGUUUGAAGCGCAGAGGACGAUGUUCAUCCAGUGCGAUGUGACGGAUCAGGAGCAGCUGAAAGGUGCUUUCAAAAAAGUAAUUGAACAUUUUGGAAGGCUGGAUAUUGUGGUUAAUAAUGCCGGAGUGAACAAUGAGAAGGACUGGGAAAGCACUAUACAAACUAACUUGCUUCAAAUGAUCUUCAGCAUCUUGAGCAUCUCCUCUCUAUACCAGACAUCUGUGAUUAGAGGAACCUACCUUGCCCUAGAAUACAUGAAAAAAGGAAAUGGAGGUGAUGGAGGAGUGAUCAUUAAUAUGUCAUCCUUGGCAGGACUCAUGCCUGCUGCCUUCCAGCCUGUGUACUGUGCUACAAAGCAUGGUGUAAUUGGAUUCACACGGUCCAUAGCACUGGCGGCUCAUAUGGACAACUACGGUGUGAGACUCAACACAAUUUGUCCAGGGUUUGUCAACACACCAAUUCUGCAGUCAAUAGAUAAAGAAGAGAAUAUGGGACAAUACUAUUCAUACAAAGAUGAGAUCAAAAAUAUGAUGCAGUUCUAUGGUGUGAUGGACCCAUCAAUUAUUGCUGAGGGACUGAUAACAAUAAUUGAAGAUGAUACUCUAAAUGGAGAAGUUAUGAAGAUCACAGCAUCCCAAGGAAUUCAUUUUCAGCAAUAUGGCCAAACACCUUUUACAUCAUCAAAGAGAUAAAUAAUUGCAUUGGGCUAAUUACUUUUGGGUUUUCUUGAAUAUAAAAUUUUUUGAAAAGAGUAAUUUGGGGGGGAAAACGGUUGGUACUGUUUCUAGAUCAGUGACAGUGUUCAAACAUUUGCAUCCUAAUAACAAAGAGAUAAGUGAGAAAAUCUGGUAUGGGAAGAUGUUACCACCCUAUUCUGAUUCCAUGAGCACUAAUAACAGUAUUUAUUUAGUAGAAUAAACAUGCUGCUCUGAAGCCUUUUUUUAAUUAUAAUUUAGUAAUAGGGGCCACUUUCAUUCUGGUAGUUCUGGUCUAUAUACUCCAAGCAUAUUUUGGUGGAUCUGACUUAGCUAUAAUUAUUUUCAUUGUCAUGMCUACUUAUUUACAUCUUGAAUUCUUCAGACCAGGAAUUCAGUUGAGGAAUCUAGACCACAAAUUGAGCCAUAAGGGGUUAAAAAUUCUUUUUUUCCUUAUGAAAUAUUAAAUAGAACAAGAAGCAAAAUUCACAUUCCGCAUCCUUAUAUGCAAGCGAACAUGUUGUAUGUCAAAUAAGAAAGUACAGAUUUUUAACUUCUUGGAUUUUAGCUAUUUAUAAAAUAGUUCAGAAAUAUUUUUGUUUUAUAGAUAUAUAUAUAGAUGUGUAUGUGAAUUUUCUCACUCUGUAAAUACAAGGAUGAAUAUUUUGGCACUGAUUGAAAUGUCUGCCUGCUCAUUAAAUCUUAUUUUCUAAAUCUUUAAAUCUAAUUUCUUGCCUUGAUUGAUUAAAAUCUCAAUUCAGUCCUGAAUUAUCUUUUUUUUUAAUCAUGUUUUAUAUAUGUCCCUUUAAGUUUCACAGUACAUACUCUCAGAUGUAGCAUGCCAUAUACCGGCAAUGAAAACAAAAAUUGAGCUUCCUACCUCCUGAGCACUACUGGACCUUCUGAAUCCAAAUCAAUCCCCAGCUAUAUUUAUGCAACAAACCUUCACACUUCUGGGUUACAUAACUAAUAAAAAUAAUAUUUUGCAUGAUAAUUUAAUUAGGCUCAUAGCAUAAGAAGAUUUAAUAGCUCCUGGGAAGGCUGGGAAGAUAGUAUUUGCCCUUCUUAGGAAUACUGACUUUAAUUUCACUGAUCUUUGWUUUAGCAUUGUAACUGAAGGAGUGGAAACAGUAGUACUUACCAUCUGUGGCAGUCAGGGAGUGUGUGGGGAAAAGAAAAGAAACAGAAACACCGACUUUGAAUUACUCAGCAUUCUACCAAUGUAUCAUUUUUGGUUAUGUUAACACUAUUUUUAAGGACUAUUUUGAAGGCACUCAUGAUACUGGCCACAGCUUUAGCAUCCCUGACAGCAUCUCUAUAUCCCUCUGCAUUAAAUACUACUAUCUGAUUUGGUAAUAGUAGUUUAUAUGUUUGUCUCAUCAAAAGCAGAACAUUUCCCAAUACAUGGCAGAAUAUUGUCAAAGAUAGGAUGUAGACAUGAAAUCAGCAUGUGUUAAUUAGGUCCUAAUACUGAUAAACAUCUACCUCUGUGGGUCUCCUUGUAAAGCAGUAUUUCAACUUAGUCUGGAAACAAGAGAAGAUUUAAUAAUAAGGACAGUACAUGUAAAAUGUAACCACCACCACACUAAGACAGUAACUCAUCAGCUUCUCUUAGUAACAUACUUCAAAUAGUGAUAGGAAUUUUGCUGAUGAUACAUUUCUGUCUUGACUGCUUUUGCUCAUCUCUGCUUCUUGUUAUCCCAAAGGAAAUACCGUUAAACAGGGUGGGUUGACUUUCUCAGGGGACCAGGGAAAGCAUAUAUAAUUUAAUAGUUUUACUAAUAGAAGACCAGGAGUCCAAUGUAUGCUCCCUGGAGGAAGAAAACCAGAGACAAAUAUAAAGGUAAUUACAGCUAAUCACUUUAAUAAUUGCACAAUUUACUUGUGAUAUUACGCUUGUAUAAAAUUCUAAUUCUAUGAAUUAACAUUAUUCUAAGAUUUCAUUUAUGUGGUAAAUCAACUGUCAUACAAGAUAAUAUUAGAUUCAUAAAACAUACAGUUAGACUCCAGGACACUUGAAAAAUCUAAGCCUAUAUUUGGGAAAGAAUUAUAAUAUGUAUGUGUCGGUAUUUUCUUCUGGAUUAAUUUUGUAACUCAAAAGAUAGAUGUUUUCAAAUCAAAGCCACAUAGAAAACUUCAGGAAAGGCAUAAACAGCACUGAUUUCUAUCUGAUAAUCUGAUAAGAAAGUCUCAGAAUCAAAUAAACACUUAAACUAAGAUAAAUCUCAAAUUAUUAGCACAUCUGGAAGUCACUGAAAGAAAUACGUACAAGUGAAGCACAAUCCUUGACACAAAUCCUAAUGAGAAAUAUAGUCAUCAAAUUUCUACCUUUUAAUUAAAGAAUGCCCCAAACCAAACAUUACAAUUUUCCAGUUUCAGAUAGUCUGAAUUUAAACACAUCUGAGGGUUUUAUCUGCACAGGAAGAACAAGUCCUACAUAUAUUUUGGAAGGGUUUCCUGUGAGACUUCCCCCCAACCUUUGGAAACCUUCCAGUAUGAAAGAAAAAGAGCAUAUGUUUAAUUUACAGGGAGAAACACCAGAGAAGCAGUAGGUAGAAACAUGAGUUGAAGGCAGAAAGUGAGUUUCACUUUUUGCUCAAAGACUGUUUUGAAACUUCAUCUUCAGUUGAAAGUCUUGACAUAAUUCCAAGACUUAAUUUACUUUGCCUGAGAGGCCAUAAUUUUUAAGAGAACUGUUCCAGUUUUGUAGGGAAACUCAGCCAAAAGGAAAAAUAAAUAUUUUCAAUGAGAUACACUAAUUGCCAAGAACAUAAAAUAACAGGCAAUAUUCUAGACUCGUAUCAUGAUCACUAUUUGGAAUGAAUAAUCAACCCCGUGUGACACAAGUUUGCUUUUCAGUAGGUUCUUAGAGUUUCCAAUAUUAUUUUUCUUUGGGGUAAAGAAUAAAUAUUAUUAAUGAACUUAUUUUUUUCAGUGCUUAUGGUCUCACACAAAAGCCCAAAUCAUAAGCCAUUUCAAACACUUUUUUGCACGACAAUGUUAGUUUAUUUGUAUUAUUUAAUGCCUUAAUUAAAGGCACUUCAGAGGUACAUAAUCUACAUAAUUAUGUGGAUAAUUCAUUGCAUUCUUAAGUUCAGAAUGACCUGGAAUUAAUUUGUGUUAUGAGUGCCAUCAAAUCACAUGUUUAUCAAUUUUGUGAUAGAGGAGAUGAACCAUGGAAUAAAAAAAUCCUUCUUACAGUUUCCUUAAAUUAAGGAGACUAGACUGUUUUCUCUGGUUUGUAACAUAAGCUUUGCCAAAAGUAAACCAAAAAUAAACUUUGAUGAAACCAAAAUGUGAUUUCCACAGAAAUCUUGAAUAUGAGACUAAUCUUUAAAGGAACUGCGUUAGAUAUCUAAUGCUAUGGCUUUUGAGCAGGAUGGAGCUCUUCUGACAGAUAAUGAUUUCCUUCCUCCAGUGUUGAACUGCUCUAAACUUUCUGCAGGAUGAUUCUCCAGGUUGAACUUCCCUUUUAGCUAAGUCUAUUUGCUUUGCUUCAAGAGACAUUGACAGUUUCCAGCUCCAGCUCCAGGAAUCCAGAUGGUGCAAUGAAACUGAAGGAUAAUACCAUAUGACUUAGAUUUUUUGUUUCCCCCUCCAGUACAGAAAGGAACAGCUUAAUGUCAGGUCAAAUUUAAAAUUAAAACAGAAAGGGACAGUAAACAAGAAGAGUUAUGCUUCUACUCUGUUGGAGACAGUAAACAGGAAGAGAACAGAUCACAGGAAGAGAGCAGAUCAGGUAAAAAUAAGGUGCAAAGAGGUUAAACGAGAAUUAAAAUAAGUAACUUAGCCCCACUGUUUAAGUGAAAGGCCAUUACUAUGCACUGUGGCCCAAAUUUAAAUCUGAAUGUUUUCUGAUUUGUAUAGAGACAGUCUAACACAGUAUUCUCUCAGGAAUUCUGAGGCUGAAAUAAAGAUCUUUGCAUUAAAAAUUAAUCUUAAUUUAAAAAAAAUUGACUAUUUCAAGCAAUCAUUUAACAGAGAAGCAUUUGAAACAGUUAUAUAUUCAGGUCCUUUUAUUGUUCACAAGCUCUGUGCUAAUUCACUGCUGGCAUCUGCUGGGCAAACUUUUCAGAGAUUAUUACUACUACAGAUGCGGAAUUAAUUUCUUGCUACAAGAAUUGCAAUUUUCCAGCUUCCCCUUUCAUCAGGGGGUUCCUACCCCUCCUCCUUUCACACAGAAGGGAGGCUACACAGGACAGAAUGAUCAUCUGGUGACAGGUCUGACAUCUGGCCCAGGAAUUCUGAAUGGUUGAAGGCUCUAGAUUUAGCCUCAUCAAGCAGAGAUUUAUAGUAGUGACAUGCUAGAAGAAUGCCAAAGAUCUACCUAAUCCCUGAUUUGUCACUCUGACCCUGCAAACUCCUCUGCAUCUUCACAUUGGACUGCCUUAAACACAAGCAUUUCCGAAGUGAACUGCACUCCAACUGCACCAAAACACAGCUGUGCUUCUUCAGCAGCCACCAGAUAAUUUUCACUUAAUUCACUGAUUUCAGAGAAACUGUGAGGAAAGUUCUUUAGUUCACAUGAUGCUACACAUCAAAGAAAUGGCUCAAGGUAUCUCAGCAGCUUUUUUCUUCUUCUUUGCAAAUAAACCUUUCCUCAGCAGCCACCAUCUUGAGAAAAGAAAGAAGGAAGAAUAGGAAAUCAGGCUCUCAGUCACACAGCUUUGAAGUCUUUACUGUAGGACAUGAGAAUAAACACACUUCUGCUUGCUUUCCGAAAASAAAGCACAAAGACAACUUUCAGUGCACUUUCCCAUAGCUGCAAACGAAACCCAGAGAAGAGGAAAUAAAGAUAUUUUUGGAAUACUGGAAUGUAAAACUCUUCCGAAAAAAUAGUUAUAUUUUAUCUUAUCUAGCUAUUUAAAUGACUAACACUUCAGCAUCUUGGGCAGCAUUUGACCUUGAGGAAUUAUUUCAGCAAUCAACACUACAAGCAGUUAACGUCAUGCACACAUAAACAGCGCAGUUCUCAAGAAAGGGCCAGAGAUGGGCAGAGAAUACUGAAUUAUCUAGUACUUACUCUGGAAUGGUUCUUACAAAAAUGAAUCUACUUUGUUGUACAAAAUCCUUCUGGCAAUUUCACUUCAGAUACAGUGUUUCUUUAUGGAGCUUUUAUCCUCUGCAUUUGUAAAUCUGUUUAAAUAUACUGCACUCAGCAGUCUUACAAAUUAGCUGAUAAAACUACCACUGAAGUUAGUGUUGUGGGUUAAAAUUCUUCUCCUUUUGUUCCCUUUCUUUGGGAAUUUUUUCUUUCCCAUUUGUUGCUGGGAUACACUAAUUGCCGGGUCAUCCUUUUAAUUGCUGGGUGAUUAACAACGACAAUGAUACCUAAGCCACACCCUAACGGUUGGGCCAAGCGCUCAGAGAGAGUUUUUUGUGUGGUGGGGGGUGGGAUUUGCAGUUGUUUUCACUGCUUCGCUGAGAGGAGGAGGUCUGCUUGCUGGCUGCUAGGGAGAAAGCUGGCCUGCCUUCUUUUCUGCGGAGAGCAGUACCCCUGCUCAUUUGGGUUCCUGUUUGCUGCACCGUGGUUUUUCUCUCCUGUGCAUUGUCGGGGAUUCCAGCUUCACGGGUGAGCUCUGCGCCAUCCCGUCUCGCAGCCGCGGGAUAUCUACUCGUCUCUUUGCUGUCCUGGGUUUCUUGCUGUCCAGAGGAGCACCGAGAUCGGCGUUUCCGCUGUGAGUUUUGCAGAGAAACUUUUCUCCAUCCACCUCUGCCAUUUUGUGUCAAUCAUUGGCACCGCGGGAGAUCUAAGCCAGCCGGGACCUGCGCCACCGCGUCCCCUGCAGCUGCCGGAGAAUCGCUGCACCCGCUGUGCCYGGCCGGGAGCCAACAGCGCCCCUGCCAACUGGGACUGUAACUGCACCAAAGGGGAGGCUGUAUCUCUGUAAGGCUGUCACUGGGUUUGGGAUUGGGCUGGUUGUUACUAUUGUUAUU
This is a messenger RNA of Malurus melanocephalus (red-backed fairy wren), 6908 nucleotides long. RefSeq names its product 15-hydroxyprostaglandin dehydrogenase (gene HPGD). The coding region runs from base 123 to 968 and encodes 281 amino acids. Gene Ontology annotation, cellular component: cytoplasm. The record is from RefSeq and is a predicted model, not a curated record. NCBI's taxonomy places the organism in Eukaryota, Metazoa, Chordata, Aves, Passeriformes, Maluridae. Gene Ontology annotation, molecular function: oxidoreductase activity, acting on the CH-OH group of donors, NAD or NADP as acceptor. The transcript has 7 exons.